Molecule: messenger RNA, 1883 nt
Organism: Harmonia axyridis
Lineage: Eukaryota; Metazoa; Arthropoda; Insecta; Coleoptera; Coccinellidae
Product: catalase-like
Exons: 4
Coding region: 248-1753 (501 amino acids)
Biological process (GO): response to hydrogen peroxide; hydrogen peroxide catabolic process
Cellular component (GO): peroxisome; mitochondrion; cytoplasm
Molecular function (GO): catalase activity; heme binding
Source: RefSeq, a predicted model, not a curated record
AUAGUUACUUGCAUGGAAAAAUAUAUCCCGCUUCCAGACAGUAAACAUGUAUAUCGCAAGAAAGAAUCAGACAUCAAAUUUUGGUGAUUCGAUUAGAACAGAUAAUGUCGUGUCUAUUUUUCCCACAAUAUCCGUUUCUUCCAGACAGUUAUUUAGAUAUUUAAGAAGCUAACAUUUUUUUUGUAAACAUUUCUACUCGAACGUGUUUAGAUGCACAAACGUGUUUUAAGUUUUGUUUGAAACAAAAAUGAAACCCUUACCUUCUACGACCCAAUUACCCAGAUGGAAAAAAAACAAUAAAGACCAAAGGAAAUGCAUCACAACUGCUGAAGGAAUACCGAUAACGCAUCCUACCAGCAGCAUCACUGUCGGAGAACAUGGACCAAUCGUCCUUUACGACUCGAACCUGAUAGAGUCCCUGGCUCACUUCAACAGGGAAAGAAUACCGGAAAGAGUUGUUCACGCCAAAGGUUCAGCUGCGUUCGGUUAUUUCGAGGUCACCAAUGACAUCACCAAAUACACCACGUCCAAAGUCUUCGAGAUGGGGAAAAAAACUCCGAUUGCGGUCAGAUUUUCAAGAGUGGCUGGCAGUUUGGGGUCGGCCGACACAGAUCUGGACCCAAGAGGUUUUGCAAUUAAAUUUUAUACAGAAGAGGGCAAUUGGGAUUUGGUUGGAAAUAACACACCGAUUUUCUUCGUCAAGGACCCCAUUUUAUUCCCUCAAUUCAUCCAUUCUCAGAAACCCAACCCUGUUACGAACCUGAGAGAAUGGAAUCAGUUUUGGGACUUCCUUUCUCUUAGACAAGAAUCUGUGCACCAAGUUAUGUUUCUAUUUUCUGACAGGGGAAUACCAAAAAGUUAUAGGCAUAUGCAUGGAUAUGGCUCGCAUACUUUCUCAUUAGUUGAUAAGAACCAGAAGCUCAUUUACUGCAAAUUCCAUUACAAAACCGAUCAAGGUAUUAAGAAUCUUACACCUGCAGAAGCCCAACAGAUUGCUGGAGAAGAUCCAAAUUAUUAUGGCAGAGAUCUCUAUGAUGCAAUAGAAAAUAAGGAUUAUCCAUCAUGGACUUUUUACGUUCAAUUAAUGACUCCACAAGAGGCUAAACAAAAAAGUUAUGAUCCCUUUGAUAUCACAAAGGUGUGGCCCCAUUCUGAGCAUCCUCUGAUAAAGGUUGGCAAGUUGGUGUUGAAUAAAAAUCCCUCGAACUACUUUGCAGAAGUUGAACAACUAGCAUUCAGUCCUAGUAAUAUAACUCCAGGAAUAUGGAUUUCCCCCGACAGAUUUUUACAAGGUCGUUUAUUUUCUUAUGCUGAUGCCCAUAGAUACAGACUGGGAGCAAAUUACGCCCAACUACCAAUAAAUUGCCCCUUUAAAAUUAACACUUAUGAACGAGAUGGUGCUGCAAAUAUAAUAAAUCAAGGAGGUACUCCAAAUUAUUACCCCAACACUUUUAGGGAAACACCUGAAUGUCCUUAUAACUAUCCACUACCACAACAUAUUGAAGGAAAUGUUGGGCAUUAUGAUACAGGAAAAACUGAGAAUAAUUAUCAUCAAGCCAAUAUCUUUUACAACAAAGUUUUGGAUGCCACUGCAAGAGGACGACUUGAAGAUAACUUACUGUCUACUAUUAAAAAAAUAACAUGUGAAAAAGUGAAGAAUAACGUUUUGCAAAUGUUUUCUAAUGUAGAUCAGACUUUUGGAGAUAAUUUGAAAGAGAAAUUGAGAAAAUCUAUAAAGCAUGAAGGAUUUUAAAAAUUUUCAAUUUUUUUAUGGAACAAUUAUAACAUAUCUACAUAUUGUUUUUAGCAGAAAUAUAAGAUAUAUUUUGUGAAUUAUUCAAUGAAACAACUGAGAAUAUAAGGUACUUACUUCUUUGAUUUUA